This is a messenger RNA of Esox lucius (northern pike), 1305 nucleotides long. RefSeq names its product protein SCO2 homolog, mitochondrial (gene sco2). Gene Ontology annotation, molecular function: copper ion binding; copper chaperone activity. The coding region runs from base 164 to 1087 and encodes 307 amino acids. The record is from RefSeq and is a predicted model, not a curated record. Gene Ontology annotation, cellular component: mitochondrial inner membrane. Lineage: Eukaryota; Metazoa; Chordata; Actinopteri; Esociformes; Esocidae. Gene Ontology annotation, biological process: mitochondrial respiratory chain complex IV assembly; intracellular copper ion homeostasis. The transcript has 2 exons.
UGGCUAACUGAAAACAUAGAAGCGGCGUAAAUAUAUAAUACUGAGGUUUCCCAUCUCUCCUAAAGUAUCUCUGGUAACAGCAAGCGUUUGAGGAAGUGUGUGCAUGUAAAGGACGACUAUCCGGCAAGUUAAGGUUUACUGCAGGUUGUGUCUGGAGAGAAGGAUGCUGGGACUUGUAGGAGGGAGUGACUUCAACAUUGUUUUGGGGAGAUUACAAAGAUACGUCUUGAAGUCUUCAGCAACCCGACUGACUAACUCCACACACAAUUUCCAAAGGGCACAGCUCUCGUCACAAACAACUCUCUACAGACAUAACACUUCGACACACAAGACAGGGCCUUUGACACACCCACAGCAGACAUUCUGGAGAUCCAGUUGCCCUCUCUCCCUUCCCCUUAUUACCCAAAGGGCCCUCCUCUCCCAUGGAUCAAACACAUCCACAGCGAAGAUCAAGCUGCGUACGCGCCUUGCGGUUACCCUGCUGUUCGGCGGCAGCAUUCUGAGUGCUUGGUGGUACAUGCAUAAUGAGAAGGAGCAGGAGCAUCGGAGGCAGCGAAUAGAACAGCUGAAACAGGUGGCUGUGGGCCAGGGGGACUUCAGCCUCCUCGACCACAGGGGGCACCGCAGGACAAAGAAAGACUUCCUUGGCAGCUGGGUGUUGCUGUACUUCGGCUUUACCCACUGCCCCGACAUCUGCCCUGACGAACUGGAUAAGCUGUCAGCUGUAGUGGCCACUUUGGACAAGGAUCCUUCACUUCCCGCAGUCCAACCGCUGUUUGUGACGGUCGACCCGGAACGAGACGAUGUGGCAUCCCUAGAAAAGUACGUCAAGGACUUCCACCCCCGGUUGAUAGGCCUGACAGGUACCCCAGAGGAGGUGAAGAUGGCAGGGAAGGACUUCCGGGUGUAUGCCAGUCCUGGACCUAAGGAUGACGACGGGGACUAUAUAGUGGACCACACCAUCCUCAUUUACCUCGUCAGCCCAGAUGGACUUUUCCUGGACUACUACAACAGGAUGAAGAACGAUGUGCAGAUUGCUGAGAGCAUCAGGAACCAUAUGAAAAACUAUGUGAAACUCCCUAAUUGAAUGACAAUACAGUAACUACACCAAGACAAUCAAAACGCUAUAUUGUUAAACAGAGUAAACCAAAAUACAGUCAAAGAUGCCCAAGACGGCCAUUGAGAAACGCUUCCCAGACCACAACAAUAUUAAAGCUUAAUUUAGUCUAUGCGGUCUCUGUGUCAUUGGCUAGAGUGUGUCUGACACUGAAAAUAAGCUGGAUAUAAAAAUACCACAACAAUAUG